AUGGGUGUUACUCGUCUUAGCCUUAAACUUCAUGAAUCCUCUGCAUAUUACUGCUCUGUUGUGCCGACUAAGGUGUAUCGAAGCAAAAACCUUGUGGAACUAUAUCUGAGAGGGGGCAAAAUCACCCUUGCUCCCAAGCAUAAGGUACAAUUUCCGCGGCUCAAAUCCCUUAGUUUAACCUACGUCAAGCUACAAAGUGAUGAAGUGAUUUCUCGCUUACUUUCGGGCUGUCCCUUGCUCGAAAAACUGUCAGUCGCAGUAUAUGUUACCAUAAGUCUUCCUAACUUGCCAAAACUAAGGCAUCUGGAGCUGAGGCAUCUGACAAUUAAUACCUCGUUUUUGGGUGACGUAUCUUGUAAAUUCCCUUUGUUGAGAGAUUUAUCCAUGCUUCACUGCUCUUUCCAAGGGGAUUUACUCAUAUGUAGCCCAACAAUCGAGUAUCUUAACAUCAAAACGGAUAGGAUCGCAAAGACAACAAGUGUCGAGUUUGAUGUUCCAAGUAUUCGCAAGUUUAAGUUUAAUAUCUCGAAGAAUCUGCCAUCUUCUCUGUCUUUUAAAUCAACAAGUUUAAAGGAAUGGGAGUCUCAUUUAUCCAUGUCGUCGGAUUGUUGUCUUGGUACUCUGGGCGUCAUUGGGUUGAACAAAUUAUUAACCGGUUUGAGACACUCCAAAAUUCAUCUCUUGAUACAAGUAGAGAGCAUAGAUAGCUUCAAUUAUGACGUGUGGGAGUUCAAUAGCUUGACAAUGCACCAAGUCGAGGAGUUGACGAUGGAUCGCAUGCACUGCGGCACUCCGUCUUUGACUAGUUUUGCUCUUUUUGAUGGUUUGUUUCGGUUGUGCCGCCCAAAGUUGAUCACUCAGCAGAAUCAGACUCCUUACCCUUGCGAUUUCAUUUUUAAGAUGUUUCUCAGGCACGGAAUAAAUCACGAAUGCUCGGAUAGGAGCCUUUGUAUGUAUGGUUUGCGACAUCUUGAGGAAGUAAGAGGUCAGAUUAUUGAUGAAGAUGUUGACACUUGGCGGCUUAUUACGUUGGAUACUUGGGAUGCUUUAAAGGACCAAAACAAAAUCCGCUUCCAGUUGAUGUGGAGAGAUGAUGGUUCGCUUCCUCAUCACACAUGGUUCAAAAAGUUUGGAAAUUUUCUAAAGGAGUUGUGGCGGAAGUUCGUCUCUGUCUCCAUCUUUCCUCACAAACUAUUUUUCAUUAUGAGCCGAGCGACUUUGAAGGUGUGCGGACACAUGAGGUGGCUAAUUUCACGAUAG
Messenger RNA from Striga hermonthica, 1260 nucleotides. Lineage: Eukaryota; Viridiplantae; Streptophyta; Magnoliopsida; Lamiales; Orobanchaceae. The record is from the annotation of a GenBank genome assembly.